This is a messenger RNA of Amaranthus tricolor (Joseph's coat), 2710 nucleotides long. RefSeq names its product inactive protein kinase SELMODRAFT_444075-like. The record is from RefSeq and is a predicted model, not a curated record. Gene Ontology annotation, biological process: protein phosphorylation. Gene Ontology annotation, molecular function: protein kinase activity; ATP binding. The transcript has 9 exons. Bases 436 to 2412 code for a protein of 658 amino acids. NCBI's taxonomy places the organism in Eukaryota, Viridiplantae, Streptophyta, Magnoliopsida, Caryophyllales, Amaranthaceae.
AUUUCUCUAGAUUGUAGAAAUUCUUGAGCAUUACCUGCAUUAAAAACAAAAAAAAAAAAGAAAAAAAGAAAAAAAAACUUGUACUAUGUCCAUAUCUCUUUUUCAUUCAAUCUUUAUUCCUCAACUUCUGCUUCAAGAACAAUACCCUUUUGGCAUCUCCACCUUUUUACAAUCUAUUAUGCAAUAAAUCUGCUUCUGGGAAGUGUUAAUAUCAUGACAUAUUUACAUUAAUCUUCCCAAAACCCUCUUUUUUUGCAUCAUUAUUCUUGCUUUGCAGCUCACUGUUCAAAUUAACUGAUUAAUUUCUGUUAGAACUGGGAAUAUCAAAAAAGGAGAAAUUCAUACCAAUUAUUUAUGUGGGUAAGCAUGAUUUUGACCUAAAAUUGGGUUUAGUGAAGAAGGAAGAAUUUAAUUUAGGGUUUAAGAAAUUGAAACAUGAAUCCAAAUCAAUGUCAGAAAAAGUCUGUUGUGGUUGCUGUAAAAGCUUCCAGAGAAAUUCCGAAGAAUGCAAUGGAAUGGGCUCUUACACAUGUUGUUCAACCUGGGAAUUCAAUUAAGUUAUUGGUUCUCACUUCCCCUCAAACUUUUGGAAAAAAGCUCUGGGGAAUUCAACGGUUUACCACUGAUUGUACAAGUGCUGCAAGGAGAUCUACCACGGGGACACUUUUGGAUCAAGAGGAAGACAUUACCGACUCUUGCUUGCAGUUGAUGCAGCAGUUGUGUAAAGAUCACAAAUCUUGCAAAAUAAAUGUGAAGAUAAAAGUUCUGUCUGAUUCUAUUGACGGGGGUGUGGCAGCUGAAGCCAAGAAGGAUCGAACAAACUGGGUGAUACUGGAUAAAAGGCUGAAAAACGAGGCGAAACAUUGUAUGGAGCAGCUUCAGUGCAAUGUUAUUAUGAUGAAAGGAGCUCAUCCUAAAGUUCUUAAAUUGAAUCUAAAUAAAUCCGGUGAUGUAGAACCUGAUGUGAUGCAGUCACUGUCAUCCAUUUCCGAAGCUUCAAAUCAAAACGAUACAUACGAUUUUCCAGACGCAACUCGAGUGCCAAAUGUGACUCCGAUCAGUAGUCCAGAGCACGAUACAUCUUACACUGCAACUGACGUUGGAACAUCGUCCAUAUCAAGCUCAGAUGCAGGGACUUCAUCGUAUUUUCUUUCAGAUGCAAUUCGCGGCCAAAAGAAGGACUGUCAAUUGAUUGCUAGUGAAAUCGAUUCAGACACGGAUAAAGAAUCAAUGAGUUCCAGUAGCUGUUAUCAGCCUUGGAUGCUGAAUAGUCCCGUUGUCAGAAGUGUCAACGUAAAAUCUGACGUAGAUGGUUCACUAAAAACUACAGACGAAAUUCUGGCGUGUGCAUCCUUAAAUCUGCUCAAGAGAUUUUCUGUCGUUGAAAUGAAAAGUCCUAGGCCGAAACUGAACUCAAAUACAACGACUGUACGGGAUGCUAUCUCAUUGUCGAAAAAGUCACCUUCUAAUCCGCCACCACUAUGUUCAAUAUGCCAGCAUAAGACACCGAUGUUUGGUAAACCUCCCAAGUCUUUCACCUAUGGAGAACUGGCAACGGCAACCAAUGGAUUUUCUGCCGACAAUUUCCUAGCGGAAGGUGGGUUUGGUUCGGUGUAUUGUGGGGUACUACAAGAUGGACAAAUCAUUGCAGUAAAGCAAUAUAAACUGGCUAGUUCCCAGGGAGAUUCAGAAUUCUGCUCUGAAGUGGAGGUCUUAAGUUGUGCCCAACAUCGUAACGUUGUGACCUUGAUAGGUUUCUGUGUGGAGGGUGGAAGAAGAUUGUUGGUUUAUGAAUAUAUAUGCAAUAGAUCUUUGGAUUAUCAUCUUUAUGGACGUAGCAACAACAUAUUAGAGUGGCCUGCAAGACAGAAGAUUGCUGUGGGAGCUGCUCGGGGACUGAGAUACCUUCAUGAAGAGUGUCGCGUUGGCUGUAUUGUCCACCGGGAUAUGCGACCAAACAAUAUCCUGUUAACCCAUGAUUUUGAACCAUUGGUUGGGGACUUUGGAUUAGCAAGAUGCCAGGCUGAUGGAGGGGUGGGUGAGGAAACAAGAGUGAUAGGGACAUUUGGCUAUCUUGCUCCGGAAUAUGCUCAAAGCGGUCAGAUCACGGAAAAAGCUGAUGUUUAUUCAUUUGGCAUAGUUCUACUAGAACUUAUCACAGGACGGAAAGCUGUGGAUAUAAACCGGCCUAAGGGAGAACAAUGCCUCACUGAAUGGGCACGACGUAUAGUGAAAGAAGAGAACCUCAAAAAGUUGGUGGAUCCAUGCUUGGGAAAUAGCUAUGUGAAAGAGGAGCUUUGCUCUAUGUUACAAUGUGCCUCGUUGUGCAUUAGAAAAGAUCCUAAUUCACGACCUCGCAUGUCUCAGGUUCUACGGAUGUUGGAGAGUUGUAUGUUAAGCUCAAUCACUUAAUGCAAGGCUCGUGGUCCUAAUGUUCGAAAACACAACAGCAACAGAAGUACACGAAAUUGUGACAAGGUACAUAGUUUGUACAGUGCAUUUACAAGUGCCGAAAUAUAUAUUGCAAAUGUCGAACAAUCUUCCGAUAUGUCAAAGCAGAAUAGAGAGCAUACUACUAGUUUAUUGAGAAACAUUGUUUUUAAGGAUGUAUUCUCCUUUUCAUUAUUUGUAAAUUUUCCCCAAGUUUUGGGUUGGAAAUAUGUAGACUUGUUCAGCUAUAAUAAAGCCAUAUGAGUAAUUUAUGAGUAAA